AUGCCCACCACAAGAAGACAAGCUGCUAUUCAGGAGGGGAGAAUAAAGCCCACCGAAAAUGACAAGGGAAGGAAGAAACAGGCGGUUCCCACAAGAAAAUCUCGAAAGCAGGUGUCACCACAAUCGGCAGACGAUACACCCCAAAGACAGGGAAACAGUGCACCAACACCAAAUAAACGAAACGUUGACGAUGCUCAGGACCAUGCGGCAAAGAAACCCAAGCUGGAAUCUAAUAGCACCAAACAACAGAUAGAUGGACAGAAGCAUGAAUAUCAAUCCGGUACUAUCGAGCGGGGCCAUAUUUAUUUCUUUUACCGGCCUCGGGUGCAAGUAAACGAGGCGCGGACAAUCGAUGAUAUACGGAAUUUCCAUAUCCUUCUUAUUCCUCGUCCCCCUCAAUUUGCACAAGGACAGAAAUCGUCAUCCGGAGAUGAGGGGGCCAUGAAGCAAGAUCCUUCGGAUAUGGGCAAAACAGAAAUGAACGUAUUAGCUCCAGGUGCAGACGCGGUACCGGCCCCAGACGAGGCUCAUUCGAGUAAGAAAAACUAUAGGUUGAUCACUGUCGGCAAGAAGAGGCUGCCUAAUCCUGAAGCAAAGAAGGAAACAGGUAAGCUGACAAAGGAAACCUUCUGGGGAACUGUUACCUCUGUGGGCAACGACCUCGACUCUUUGGUGAAAGGUCUUGGCCAGAAAAGCUACGAAACGAAGACUCGAGGAACGCGUCAUGAGGGUCCCGCUCGUCUCGUUGCCCGUGGAGGGUACGCUAUUGUCAAUUCAGAAGGAGAGACGCCAUCAAAGCGAGAAACACAUCUGGGCUACCAUGUUUCUCACCCAGGAGCAGUGGAAAUGGGCGACGUCCAAAAAUCCCUUGGCAUUUUUUCGGCCUCAUCGUUCAUCAUCCAAGUGAAGAAUCCACUUGCUCCCGCGGCAAAUACACAACAGGCGCAUUCAAAGCCUGUUGAGUACCCAGAUUGGAUUAUGCAGGGUGUAUUUGGAGCCGGUAAAGGGUGUGAAGCACAAUCCCGAGGACGAGAGCAUUACGGUCUCAGAUUUGCGAGCUGCGAGACUCCAAAGUUAUUGGAUUAUAAAGGAGCAGAGCUUUUGUUGAUCGCCGCAAGAGAUGGGGAAGAAGGCUUGGAAACGAGCUUAGGGGACGGAAGGGGUGCAGCAUUAACUGAGAUGGAAGAAAAAGAGGCCCGUGAAUCCUUGGGGAGUGUGUUCGACGAAUUGGGACUGAACCUAGACGAAUUCCCUGUUGAAUCUUUGAGAGGUAGUUGGAUUUGA
Messenger RNA from Psilocybe cubensis, 1284 nucleotides. RefSeq lists its product as uncharacterized. The transcript is spliced from 4 exons. NCBI's taxonomy places the organism in Eukaryota, Fungi, Basidiomycota, Agaricomycetes, Agaricales, Agrocybaceae. The coding region runs from base 1 to 1284 and encodes 427 amino acids. The record is from RefSeq and is a predicted model, not a curated record.